Desarmillaria tabescens is the source of this 1650-nucleotide messenger RNA. RefSeq names its product peptidase C1B, bleomycin hydrolase. The record is from RefSeq and is a predicted model, not a curated record. The coding region runs from base 56 to 1540 and encodes 494 amino acids. NCBI's taxonomy places the organism in Eukaryota, Fungi, Basidiomycota, Agaricomycetes, Agaricales, Physalacriaceae. Gene Ontology annotation, biological process: L-homocysteine catabolic process; proteolysis; response to toxic substance. Gene Ontology annotation, molecular function: cysteine-type aminopeptidase activity. The transcript is spliced from 8 exons. Gene Ontology annotation, cellular component: cytoplasm.
CCCUACCAGUCACCACCACUGGGCGACUGACGUGCACCCCGACAAUCUUGCAACAAUGGGGGCAGCUCCUUCGCGUCCACAAGAAACGAUGUCCUAUGACGAGAAGCAAUCUGUUCGCAGUGUAGCUGCCUCGUUUGCCUCCGUUUCUCUCCAGGAUACUGCCUUAUCGCCCAGUGGUUCGUUAUUGAUAAACAAUGUGGCGAAAUGGGAGGAAAGUGUAUCUGCCGAUACCAAGACCCAGCUUGCCCGUACCAUUCUUUCUCAUUCCGACAUCCGUUCAGCACUCGUUUCUCGUGACUCCGUCAUUGCUGAUACCCACAUCUUUAACAAUGAGAUAGAUUUCAAGACCGGACCAGUUACCAACCAGAAGUCCAGUGGUCGAUGCUGGUUAUUUGCUACAACCAACGUCCUACGUUACGAGGUGAUGAAGAAAUUCAAGUUGAAGGAAUUCCAGCUUUCUCAGUCUUAUCUGUUCUUCUGGGACAAACUCAACAAGGCUAACUACUACCUGGAGCUAUCCAUCGAGCUUGCUGACCGUCCUCUUGACGAUCGGCUUGUUUCCCACCUCUCUGGAGACUUAAUCAGCGAUGGUGGUCAGUUCGAUAUGGCUGUCAACCUUUUGGAGAAUUACGGCGUUGUACCUCAAGCUCUCUAUCCCGAGUCCACGCAUUCUUCCCUUUCAUCGCCGCUCAAUGCCCUUCUCAAGACGAAAUUACGCGAACAUGCGCUCAUUCUCCGUGCUUUGUCAAGCAAUUUGAAGGCUCGAGCUUUUUCACCGGAUGAAAUCCAGGCCACUCUCCGUGCUGAGAAGGAAAAGCUGAUGAAAGAAAUCUAUACUAUCAUGACUGCCACUCUUGGCGUACCUCCCAUGCCUGAUAAGCAGUUUGUCUGGGAGUAUUAUGACGCAGAUGGUAAGGCUGGAAGAUGGGAAGGCACACCAAUUGAAUUCUUGAAGAACGCGUCUAAGCCAUAUCCUCCUAAAGAAUUCUUUUCGUUGAUCAACGAUCCCCGCAAUGAAUAUUCUAAAUUGUACACUGUCGACAAGCUCGGCAACAUUUGGGGAGGUCGACCAGUUCUUUAUAUUAAUACUGAAAUCGAGAACAUGAAGAAUGCGGUGGUGAAGAUGAUCAAAGCAGGUUUACCCGUCUUCUUUGGGUGCGACGUAGGAAAGUUCUCAGACAGAGAUGCUGGCGUAAUGGAUCCUGACCUCUUCAAGUACGAGACUGCAUUCGACAUCACACUUGGUCUUACAAAGGCCCAGCGUUUGCAAGUAAACGAGUCCUCUAUGACCCACGCGAUGGUUAUUACGGCGGUCCAUCUGGAUACGGCCGGUAAACCUGUCAGGUACAAAGUGGAGAAUUCUUGGGGCGAGACCACUGGCAAUAAAGGCUAUUACAUGAUGACCGACAAGUGGUUCGAAGAAUUUGUCUACCAAGUCGUUGUCCCCAAGGCUCUUGCUCCCAAGCAUCUUGUGAAGAUUCUCGAAGCUGGAGAUGCUGUCGUGUUGCCCCCUUGGGACCCUAUGGGAUCUUUGGCCUGAAGUAUGGCAUAUUAUUUAAUCUUUGGAGUACGAUAUGUAGACCAUCGAAUGCUAUGUUAUGUUUUAGACUGAGACUGAUCCGAUUACCUGUUGUUACACGCGCGCGCGCA